AUGAAACUCCAACCAGAGAAGAAACCAGUGAUGCUGACAGACUGCUCACAUGGAGAGAGUGAAGUGAGGAGUUUCCUGCAGUGUCUGCCUUUUAUCUCACAGCUCAGUUCUCCUCCAGGGUUUUUCCAGAGUGUUUGUUCAUCUCUAUCAGUGAGAUCCAGAGAGGAGAUCCAGCAGCUGGUUUCUCUCCUGCAGCUUCUGAACUUCAACCUUUUUCUAACAGGAGAGUUGAAUGAUAAAACCUGCAGCUCUAUCUACAACACAGCUCCACAGUCUGAGACUCUCCAACAGUCUGGUCUUGUUCUUCUCUCAGUGGGUGAGAAGAGGCAGAGUGGCUUUUCCUCUGGUCCUAGAAGAGCUUUCCGUGGUUUCCACCAAAGCUCAGCCACAGAGAGUCUUGCUGAAGGUCGGCAGCAGUUUGGCGUCUCUGCUGAGGUUCUGGACAGUGGGACGGUUGGACCUGACCGAGUCCGGACUCCCUGUUCAGAGUCUCUUCAGUCUGUUGCUUCACGAUGGUAUCUCAGUGUGGACAGGAAUCUCCUGCUGAGGUUCAUCCACUGCUGCGCCGCCUCCGACAGCCAGCAGGGGGCAGCAUCGGCAGGCCUGCUGCUGAGGACUCUGCGGCACAGGUUGGAUCUGUCCUGCUCCUCCUGCGUGGAGCUACCAGAGGAGGAUCGGACGGAGCCUCUGAGGUUGACGGCCGCCGACUGCGGGGCCGUCUCCACCGUCCUGAGACACAGCAGCAGGGACACCCAGCUGGACCUGAGAGACUGCGAGGUGGAGGACAGCGGGCUGGACCUGCUGUUUCCUGUCCUGGACGGAGUCCGUCUCAGAGUCAACAAAACGGUCCCGGUCCAGCUUCUGUCUCUGCUUGCCGCGAACAAUCAGAGGGACACCGUGAGACGAGCAACGUCCCUGUGCAGAGCCCUGGGAGGAGAACUGGACCUGAGUCACAGGCCACUGGAUCAGAGGCUCUGUGGAGCUCUGGCUCUGAUGCUGGACUACUCUGAAGAUCUAACAGAGCUGGACCUCAGCCACUGCCAGCUGACAGACCAGCUGCUGCUCCAACUCAUCACACAUCUGCACAAAGUCCACAACCUGGAUCUGAGUCACAAUCAGAUCACUGAUCUCUCCACUGAUUGGUUACUCCACCUCUUCUUCAUCAACCCGUCCAUUGAUUGUGUGAGACUGAACAACAACAACAUCAUCAACAAAACUCCUUUUAAGGGCAACAAGAAGUUUGAAAUCUGGUGAAGCAGCUGUGAGUCAGCUGGUCAUGUGACCAACAGGAUCCUAAUUGCUCUGGUUUAAUCCAAAACUCUCUCUUCACUGGUAGAGUGUGACCUGUAAAUGGAGACCUUAGUCCUCAAUGUGGCUUUCACUGUUUUCUCUCCUGGCCUGAUGACCUUUGACCCAUGUUUUCCUCCUCUCUCAUAAUCCACUGUUCUUUUUGAGCAACUGCUAAAUAAAGGCCACAAGAGGGGCAAAAUACUGGACACUGCCUGGUAACAGUGGUUAGUGUUCAGCAGUGGGAAGCAUCUUAGAUAAGAUAAAAUUUAUUAUGUCAUUGUCAUCAACAGAUUCCAAAUGAUGUUUGUUGAUAUGCAUUCCUGUUUUGGGGUUUGAUCUAUUGAUUUUAGAUUUAUGAUCACUUUCCUUUUCAUGUCAUUAGUAAUGGAAUCACUAAGGAAAGUUUAAUGAAGGUAAAUCAGAGAUGAAGCAGAAAUAGGUUCUGAUGAGUCUCUAUGUAUCUCUGUUGAUGUAUUAGAUUGUCUUUCUCCACUUUCUUUGCGGUUCCUCUUUUUCUUCUCAUCUGUUUCUAAUGACGCAUCUGUUCCUUGUUCAAUAAUCAAGUUAUCCAAUAUAUCUAGAAAUCAUUCUCAGUCACUCCUUGCUGAUUUAUCUAGUUAAAUUAUGUUACUGUUUGUCUCCCUGGAUUCCUGGUUGUUGUUGUUGUUGUUGUUGUUGUGCUGUCAUUGGCAGUUUAUUGAUUUGGUUUGUAUCAUUUAUUUCUCAUUAAACUUGAAGAACUACUCACUGCCUUCCUGUGUUGGAAUCUGUCAUCAUUGGAUAACAUCAUCCCAGUGUCUCUGUAGAUCUCAGGAACCAUCCAGUACCAGCAGAUUAGUGAGUAAAACCAGUGCGGUUGUUGAACUGGAAAUGUUUAACUGUAUGUAGCUUCCAUCACAUGUAUGUUGCUCAGCUUCAAUCAGUUGACAGGUAGAUGAUAUACAGAAAGCUUGAUCUAGGAGUGGUUUCCUAAUUAUGAGGAGAAAGAUGUUUGUCAUAUAGUUCUGUUAGAAAUGUGAUUAACAAUCAAAAAGAUGAAUAAGGAACUAAAAACCAAACCAAAACAUAAAUUGACAUACGUUUAAGAAGAUACUUAAUGUGAUACUGUAAGUGUAAUCAAUAUAUGUGGCAGAUUCUAUGUUAGUUAUAUCACCAUGUAUUUAGUGAUGUUGAUGUACAAGCAGACAAUGUAGGAUAUGAAUCUAUAUUAUAAUGAAAUAUCAGUGGAGCCAUAAUGAACUAUGAUGUUGUUAGACAAUGUAAUAGGAAUUCAUCUUUACACAAUGUCUAUUCAAUGUUACACAUUGUUGUGUGUAUGUUAAUGUACAAGUUUUGUUAUAAUCUACGUUAACCCAAAAAAGGUUUGUAUCACCCAGCAAAUGUCUUUGAAAUAAUUCAGUCCAGGUUGGAGGAUUGUUGUGAAUCUUGGAGUCAUUUAAUAGGAUUUAGUGCCGUACAGGAUAGUUAUGCUAGUUUCAGGAUUCUUCAUCUAAGGAGUGUCAGUGGACAACAAAAGUAAAGGUAGGACUGUUGAAUGUAAUCAGUAAGUACUUUGUAUCAAUCUGUAAUGUUUUACCACUUAAAAGAAGUUCAAUGUUUCCAGAAACCGAGUCUCUGUUGCCCAGUGUGACCUGAACAUGUGACCAUGUGCUUGUGCUCUGUUCAGUGGACCUGCAGCGGCAGUGAGACGUUCCAGUGAAGGAAGAGUUGCUGCUUUCACAGGACAGCGAAUCUCCACUGGGUGAUGGUGGGUUAGUGCCUUGGUAUGACGUAUGUAUAUGAAAUGGAGUAUCUUCAAAUCACGUAUAAUUAGCAGCUCUGGAUAAUGUAAGACUAGAUGUACUAUAAAUGAAAGUCAGUCCAAUAUGUAGCAACUGUCAUAUGUUCUAAAAUGAAGUCCAUCAUCAGGUUUAAGGUGAAUAAUUCAAUAUAAUAUGUCUUUUCUCAGAUUAACAUGAGAGUAAAGGGCGCCAUCAUGUGGGCAAAUGAAAUCACUAUACAAUAGUGACAUGUUUUUGUUUUUGUUAGGGGAUAGAAGGAAGUGAAUCUUUGUAUCUGUUCCACGUCUACAUGUAAAACUCAGCAUGAAGGGAGUUUAAUGUGUUUAGUGUAGCAUUUGUAUCAUGUUUCACACAUAAUAGGAUAUUCCUGGUAGUGAAAUAUCUCUCUGUUAAGAAUUAUUUGGUAGCAUAAGUGUGUAGUUGUUUCAAAGUAAAAUCACUGUUUUAAAGGUGUAAAAGUGAAAUCCCUAACCUCAGUCAUGAGAUAAAUAGAUCUGUCAGAACAGAAAUGUUCUUAGAUGUUACAGUUUCUAGAUUGUAGCUGAAACCAAUCUAAAAGUUAGAGAGUAGAUUUUCUGAGGGAUCUGUUGAGGUAAUAAUGUCUUUAAAUCAGUAUGUCAGGGCAAAAGAGGGAAGCUUCAUGUUAAGGUCCAGUGAUGAAGUAAAUAUAUAAGGUUGUGUUCUGUUAAGGAAGUUACUGGUGAAAUGACUGGGAUGUGUUUCAAAAGGUGUCAGAGUCUGAAUAGUACAGAGUUCCUCUAUUUAGUAAUAUGUGUGCAGCUUUGUAGAAACACAAGGAGAAGACAAAAUAAUGUUUCAAGUAUCCUUCAUGAAGAUUGUGCUUAGAAUCUCUUUUUCAAACUAUUGUGUUAGUUUCCAUCAUGACAUGUCUCCCAAUACAAAUCUUGGAUUGAGUCAACUUAUCUUACCUUAGAGUGUAGCCAGAAUCUCUUGAACUUUAUUUGCUGUAACUUUGAAGACUCUUAACUAGAAGUUGUGUUAAACCAAAGUUAGAUGAAUAGAAUAAAUGUUGGAUGUCAUUUGCAAUAAAAGAGAUCAUAUGAAAUAGAAAUGACCCCCCACAGAAAAUGUGAAGGUGACGCUGAGAUGAGGUUUAACAGCAUAAUUCUUCAUGCUAAAGUCAAAUUUGUUAGAAAAGGUUUAAUCUAAGCUUAGUGACACAUUCUACACAGUAGAACAGGGAUUAUCCAAGUAUUUGAUGGUGCUGAAAGCAGUUAUGAAGAUCAAGCACAGAAAAACAGAGGAAUAAUUCAAUGUGUAUCUGUUUGUAAGGGAAUCAAUGAAUGAUGGACAGAAGAAGAGCAAAGAAGUAGCAUAUUGACCAUAUGUAGGAAACUGCAUACAGUCUUCAUAACCCAGCAUAAAGUGUUCUAGUAACUGUUAAACAUUAGGUCUAGUCAUCAUAAAGACAUAAUGAUGACAGAACAGAUAGUUUCAUGAAAAGU
Messenger RNA from Xiphophorus hellerii (green swordtail), 4537 nucleotides. RefSeq lists its product as uncharacterized. The record is from RefSeq and is a predicted model, not a curated record. NCBI's taxonomy places the organism in Eukaryota, Metazoa, Chordata, Actinopteri, Cyprinodontiformes, Poeciliidae. Gene Ontology annotation, molecular function: protein binding. The transcript has 8 exons. Bases 1 to 1254 code for a protein of 417 amino acids.